Molecule: messenger RNA, 333 nt
Organism: Penicillium soppii
Lineage: Eukaryota; Fungi; Ascomycota; Eurotiomycetes; Eurotiales; Aspergillaceae
Product: GFA family protein
Exons: 3
Coding region: 1-333 (110 amino acids)
Molecular function (GO): carbon-sulfur lyase activity
Source: RefSeq, a predicted model, not a curated record
AUGCCUGGAUCAGGAAGCUACUGUCAGAAGUUUAGCGGCAGCGCAUUCUCUUCCAACGUCGCUGUCCCAACAGCAAACUUCACUCUGCACGGGACUCCCAAGUCCUGGUCACGAAUCGGGCUCUGUUCCGGAAAGGAAAAUGUGCAGUUCUUUUGUGAUGAAUGUGGCAGCAGCCUAUUUUCCCGCCCGGAGGCUAUGCCUGGAACUACUUUGAUCAAGACGGGCAGUCUCAUUGAUACCGAUAUCAAGAUUAUGGCGGAACUGUUUGUUUCGAGACGGCGUGGGUAUGUGGGUGCUGUUGAAAGCGCUAAGCAGGCUACGGAGAUGCUUUAG